CCGGGGCGUCAGCUUCCCGGAGGUGGAGCCGCACCGGCACAGGUGGCAGGGCCAAGCCCGGGUCCCACAGCGCUUGGGGAGCCCUGCUCAGGACCCCACAGCACCUGCCUUGCCCUGGGCAGGCAGCCCGCCUCCCCCAAAUCCCCCCCUCGCCCUCCUGCCCCCAGCCAUGGCGAGCACAGAGGGCGCAGGGGGCCGGAGGAGGAAUCUGGCCCUGCUGCGGCACAAGCUGUACAUGGGGGAGAGGAGGAGGACGGAGCCCGUGGUGGAGAGCAGCGCGGCCGGGGAGCACGGCGCCCUGCGAAGGAGUCAGUCCGACCGGAGCGAGUACAGCCAGAAACUGCAAGAAAAAAUGGCCCCGCAGUCAGGGUCCUCAUCCCCGGCCGCUUUGCCCCAGGAGGAUGAGGAAGCUACCAGACGUAUGAUGGCCAAGAGAGUAAAAAUCAUCGCCGAGCUCAUGCAGACAGAGAGGGACUAUAUCAGCGACCUGGAUCUCUGCAUCAAGGAAGUGAUUCAGCCUCUGAGAAACAAGCAGAUUGUUCACUUUGACGUGGAUGGCUUGUUUAGCAACAUUGAAUCGGUCCAUCAAAUAUCAGCCAAACUGCUGUCACUGUUGGAAGAAGCCACGACAGAUGUGGAACCACCCAUGCAAGUAAUCGGGGAAGUGUUCUUGCAGAUUAAAGGCCCACUAGAAGACACAUAUAAAAUCUACUGCUAUCGCCACGAUGAUGCACACACCAUGCUGGAAUCCUAUGAAAAGGAUGAAGAACUAAAGCAGCAUUUAAGACACUGUGUACAGUCCUUAAAAAAGAUGUACGAGGAAGAAGGGAAGCCAAAUCUAAUGGAUAUGGGAUCCCUGAUGAUCAAACCAGUACAACGGGUGAUGAAGUAUCCCUUGUUACUCUGUGAACUCUUGAAUUCAACUCCUGCUUCUCACCCUGACCACAAGGCUCUACAAGAGGCCCUUUUUGCUAUGAAAAGCAUUAAUGUGAACAUCAAUGAACUUAAAAGGAGGAAAGAUUUAGUGCUGAAGUAUAAGAGGAAUGAUGAUGAUGAAACCCUUAAAGAAAAGUUUUCCCGACUGAAUAUUCACUCCAUUAGCAAGAAAUCCAAGAGGGUCACCAGCCAUCUGAAAAUACUGACGGGGGGAGAACCUCAGGUGAAAGAUCAAACCUUUAAUAGGGAAGAAAAGCUGUUUCGAAGUUUAGAGAAGACUGUGAAAUUGUGUGUGAAGAACAUUUCAUCCUCCUCGCAACAUCUACAGGAUUCCAUACACCUGGCUGCACAGAACAUAACUGGGCUUCAGGAAGUCUUGCAAGACAAAGAAGAUGAAGUCAAGAACCACUUGAAAAAACUAAACAAUACUGCAAAUCUCUGUGAAGACCUUAUGGCUCAACUGGACAAGCUUGUUUUGAUUCCUCUCUCAGCACUACAAGCCUUGUUUGCAGGCCCACAGAAGCUCAUCCAGAAGCGCUACGACAAGUUGUUGGACUACAACAGCUACCUUCAGAGGUCAACAGGAGAAGAGCUGGACCUGGCAAAGAAAGACUAUGAGGCUUUAAAUGCACAGCUAGUGGAGGAACUUCAGGUAUUCAACCGAGCAGCCAAAAAGAUUGUGUUGAACUGCCUGUAUUGCUUCAUCACCCUCCUCAGGAAUAUUAUGGCUGCAGCACUUCAAUCAAAUUCUUCUGUGGUGGUGCCUGUUCCACUGUCUUCCUCAAGCAUCUGUGAAGUGCAGAAUCAGUUGAUGGAGGAGGUUCACAAGCUGAAUUUUGUAAAAGAAAACAGCAGCGCAACCUUUAUUGAAAGAAAACUGAGCUUUGAAAAAAAGAAACCUGUCCCUUCUCCACUCGAAUCCCCACGCCAAACAGAAGCCGACAGGUCCAAGCUGCUGUCUACGUACAGCACGGAACUGCUGUAUCAAGCUAAGCGCAAGUGCAAUGCCACGCAGGAAUUCGAUAUUGAUUUGCAUGAAGGAGAAUUGGUGGCUGUCGUGGAGCAAAAGGACCCCUUCGGAAGUACGAGCAGAUGGCUUGUUGACACAGGAAACCUUAAGGGGUACGUGUAUUCCUCCUUCCUGAGGCCUUACAAUCCAGCCAAAGUGCAGAAGGAUGUAACAGAGAACAACUUCUGGGAUGAUGAUUUUGAUAAUAUCAGCCUCUUUGUCUCUUCACGGCCCUCCUCUGACAGCAGCACAAGUCCAGGGCACAAGAAAAGUGACAGCAGCUCAUCUCUUCACUUCUGUGAAAAUCCGACAACUAAUGGCACAGGGACUGGUGCUUUUCAGGAUAUGGAUGAUCAGCAAACCUUCUAUGCUGUUUAUGCAUUUCAAGCAAGAAAUGACCAGGAACUCAGUCUUGAGGAGUACCAGAAGGUUAGGAUACUUCGUUUUUCUGACCUGAGUGGCAAUAAAGAAUGGUGGCUAGCAGAAGCCAAAGGUCAGAAAGGAUAUGUACCAUCUAAUUAUCUCGGGAAGAUGACAUACGCUUAGGAACAGAAAGGUCCAUUCAGCGCGUUUCUCUGAAGUAGACAAUAAUAAUCUAUUACAGUUUGCAGAAAGCAAGGCAAACUCACAAUUGACUGACAGAAGCCAUGGCAUCUGGUACAGUGCACACAUGAUAUUGAGAACCUCCAUUCUCCAAAAGCCGUCACCUUGUCAAGACCUGAGGGAGAAAACAUUUAAUAGGAAGACUGAUUCUGAUUAACAUCUCGAAGAGCUUGCUUUUCUAUUACCCCAUAAUUUUCUCUUCUGUCAGUGUCCUACGUCAAAAGUCAACCUACAAGUACACAUUGCAGCUAACGUUAUGUUUUUCUUUCAUGAUAUUCAGCAAAUAAUAUUCCAGAUGAAGACAAAUAGCCUUGAAAAAGGACAAAUUCAGUCUUCAGGGAUUGUAGUUCAAAAUGAAUUAUUCCUAAGCCCCUACCUUGAUGAACAUAGACAAAUCUCAAUACUCAGGGCUUUUGCAUUGUCUGUUUUUGUCCUCAGCCACUUUUGUAACGAACCUUUUUCUCAGUGACAAAUAUUGAAGUGGGAAGAGAAAAAGGGUUUCAUUUUCAUAGGAAACAUUUCAAUUUAAAACAUACUGAGUAUGUUGGUGCUAGUGGCUGGUCUCAGGGAAGAAGGUAUAUUUAGUUAAAUAUGGAAAUGCGUGGAGAGGAAUAGCAGGCACAAGAAACAGGUAACGUGAAAUAGGGAAGUUAUAAUUCUCAGAAAAAAAAAUCGCAACUACUUCAUACGAUUGGCAAUAAUUUGUAGCAAUAUGAAUGUGCCUCUAGGUUUGAAAUUACAUGCCUCUAGACUAACUGUGUUAUAGUGCAGGAUCUGUGUAGUGAAACAAAACUUGUGUUAUUAGACUUGGGAAUUUAUUAAGCUUUGGGGAAAAAAAAGUGAAGCAGUGCCUUACCAUGAAUAUUUACUGUCUAUCUGACUCCCUAGGUCAGAUACAGAGAUCAUACUGUCUAGUGAAUAAGCUAAGAUUUAAGAUGUGUCAAAAUUUCUCUUCCAGAAAAAAAACACAUUCUCAUUUUGAAAGUGUCUAACAUUAGAGUGAACAGUGAGUGAAGAACGUAUUAAUGAGCUGAUUUACAAUUUGCAAAACUCAGGGUCAAAACCCCUGUAUUUUGCUUAGUUAUCUUAAAAACCGUUAAGGUUAUUUUAAUAAGUUAAAAUGGUUCACAUCAUAUCCUCAGUGAGCAUGGGAAAACAAACAAACGAAAAAACAACCAAGGAAUGACAUGGUUUUCAAGUCGUGCUUCUUGAGGUUCACUGCCUGCAGCAAUCCUUAGGUCAGGCUGGUGCCCUACACUUGAGCUAGACUGAAUGGUGAUCUAACGAUAUGUCAUUACUAUUACCACUGAUAACUGAGUGUUCAUCACAAUCUAUUUCAAUACAGAAAUGCCUAGCCCCUCUAGUGAUGAAUGAAGACCUUAUUGUGCUAAGCACUGCAUAAAAGGGGGGAAGAAGCAAGAGACUAGGCCUAAAGCAGUUAGUGUAAGAGAAAGAUAAAACUCCUGUCAGGUAUUUUCUGUAUUGCUUCAUAAUUGCUUAUUACCGACUGACCAUUAAAGUGACAACAUUAUUAAAUUUGAUGAGGGGAUGUUGCUGAUCAAGGGUGUGUGGAUGAAGAAAUUGUUCUAAAGCUAUUGUGCAAGUUUCUACUUCCUGUAGCUGAAGUGCGGGGUAUGAAGAUAAAAUGAACCCAAACCCUUCCUGAGAUAUAAUAGGAAAUAACCUGUCAGCAAAGAAAGGAUGAGAGAAAUUAUGGUAGCUGAUGCAAAAAAUAGCUUUUGCUGCACAAAUGAAUCUAGUUGCAUUUUCUUUAGAGUCCUGUAUUUUUCUUUCAUUUUGCUGAAAAGGUAAAGUUCUCAGUUUUGCUCAGAUGAAUGUAGAUCGCAGAGAUAAGAUCCUGAAAUCUAUGCUGGAUUAAAUUCUAUGACAGAAACUUUUUGAGUUCUCUGAGAUGGACAUCCAGAAAUCACUAUGUGAAACACUGUGAACAAUCCAAUGACCAGUAAUAAUAGAUAUCAUGGUUUUGCCUAACUUGUACAUAACCUUAUGCACUUCAGUCUUGCUGUUUGCAAGCAAAAAAGGUUCCUAUCCCUUUUAUUAAUGGAUGAAGCUGUUUUUACAGAAAACUUGUUAUUAUUUAAAUGGAAAAAAUAAAGCUGGGGUGCAGGAGGGCAAGCAUCAGCUUGGAUGAAUGAAUUGAAACUACAAUUGAUUCUGCCCUACUGUGUUUUCCCUGCUUCAGUGCUUAUAUUUUAAGAUUGUGGGGAAGAUGUAUACAAGAAGCUUUUCAGCAUGCCUUAUGUUUCAGAAUAUUUUAUUUGGAGAUGACCUAUUUGCAAUAGCUGAAACAGUUUUAGAAAUGACUGAAUUGUAUUUAAUAGGCUCAGUGCAGUCAUGUAAGCACAAUGAAGAAGUUUAGCAUUUCAGACAAGAAAAUUAAGGGACAGAGUCAGAAAAAAAAGUCUGAAGUGUUAGUUCUGAGAACUCAGCUUGAGUCAUACGGAGGGCUCUGAUUUUGAGUGUUAUGUGCAUUCACCAUGAAAAAUCAGGCUCUGUGAAGGUGUCUCAAAGUCUAUUCAAAUGCCGCUUUCCAAAAUGUUUACUAAGGAUCCUGAAGUAACAAGAAAUGAAGGAUGAAAUAUAAUGUAGCCGGCCACCUCUAUUUCACUGAAUUUUUACAGGAUUUGGGAAGUCCUAAUAGGCUGUGAAACCUUAGUCUAUGGUUAGUACCCUUAAUUUUAUAUUGUGGGCUAAUUUAUAUGACUUCAUUAUAUUCUUUUUAUCUUUACAGUAUCUUGGAAUUUGCUAAUUUCACUAAUAAUCACUUUAUUAAGUAUUCACAUAGAUUGGCUUAUUUAAUCAUCUCAGGAAGUCAAAUUUUUGUGUGUUAUGAUUUGAUAUUACAGGUAUAUUGCAAGCUUUUAUUUUUCUUUUAAACGAAUUAAUGCAAACUGCAAUCACUGCAAAACAUGAAGAGAUGCUCUUUGAAUCUAAAGCCUUCCUACAUUAAGGAGAUUUACAACAAUUCAAAUGAGACUUGCUCAGACAUUUUUGUUAAGGUCAUGCUUUAAAUACUAGGAACUGAGAUAUGUUAGUUCUCCAGAAAUUUCUAAGAACUGUGUAAUGUUUUUGCAGCAGUUUCUUUCAUGUAAAGAAGGUUACAGUAUUCUAAGAGCUUUCUUGUUCUCAUUAAUGACAAAACUAAUCUAUUUUGAUUGAAGCAGGCUACAGUUGUAUUAGACUGAUCUUGCAUAUAUUCAAAUAUGCAUUUUACUUACUUGAGCAGUUGUGACAGUAAGCAUGUGCAAAAAUUUCCAAGAUUGGGUCCACACAAGCUAAAGUGUUUGUCAAAUCAAGGGCAAUUCACUUUAUUUUAAGUGUUGACAUUGACAGCCUGGAACCCAGCAAACAUACAAGCCAAUGAACACAGCUCAGAGUCUUUGGCAACUGUGCGCUUCAUUGCCUUCCCUCUGCUUGGAGGGUGCUUGUGCACUUUAACUAAGGAGUCACAUUUUCAGCACAAACACAGAUUGAAGAAUUAUUCCUUCUGACUUUGUGAUUGAGUAAUUAGCACCUUCGAAUAGUAAAAUACAUUUCUACUGUCAUUUUAAGAGAGAUUGUAAAAAUACAGAUAUGUGAAAUGAACUAGACCUGUGAAAGAAAACACAGCCGUAACAAUGCUUGUGCUUAUAGAUCUAUUAUUGAUAAUUCCUCUUACAGUACUGUUCAUAAAUGGUGAAAAAUCUUCUUUUAAAUUAUUGUAAUAAUAAAAAUUUAUUUUUGUAAAGAUA
This is a messenger RNA of Anas platyrhynchos (mallard), 6300 nucleotides long. It is a transcript of the gene ARHGEF38, whose product is annotated as Rho guanine nucleotide exchange factor 38. Lineage: Eukaryota; Metazoa; Chordata; Aves; Anseriformes; Anatidae. Gene Ontology annotation, molecular function: protein binding; guanyl-nucleotide exchange factor activity. Gene Ontology annotation, cellular component: cytoplasm. The record is from RefSeq and is a predicted model, not a curated record.